AAACAAUUCGCAAGACGCACGUGUAGCGCCUAAGGGGAGGAAUUUUUAAAACGUUUUAUCAUUCUAUAUGUCAGGAUGUUAGAUGAUCUAUUUAGUGAACAAUUUGUAUGCAAUUUCAAUGAUCAAUCGAAUUUAUUCGAUAACAAUGCUCAACUGCAGCAACUAUGGAAUCGUCCAGAACUGUGGACAGUGACAGAGUUGGAAGUGAUAAUUGGACGCUGGUUAAACCAAAAGAAUACCACCGAAUCGCAGCAAUUGUUAAGUGAUGCUCUGCAGUUGAUUUUUGCCUUUGUGCAGAAUAAUUUUUGUGGUCCCUUUGACCAGAUACCGGCAUGUCAGAAUAUGUUGUCGAAAUUGCCAUUGAAAGCAUACGAUCCCCUUGAGCAACUCAAGGCCAGCGGCGAAGAGCUGAAUCCGAAUGUCAAGACUGGUGAAUUUUUAGUCAUUGCCAGAGAAAUCUUAAAGACUUUAAUUGAAGCCAAUCCCAAUUCGAGAAUUCUCAACUGGUGGCAAUUGCGUGUUAUUUGCCUGCAGCAGCAUAUUCUUGAUGACCUGGCCGGAUCACUAUAUGAGCAAUUCAAAUCACUUGCUACGACCCUAAAGGCUCAGAUAAAAAGUUUUACCAGCCCAGAGUUGCAGUCAUUGUUGUUUUUAGAACUGGCCAAUGGCUAUUUGCAAUUCCAUCGUUCUAAUAUCGCUGCAGAUAUUCUAGAUGAAAUGUGUACGCAUCUUCGAGUGGAAUUGAAAGUGGAGGGUUUACUUGGAGUGCGAACGAAAUUUCAGCAAAAGCCUUUACCCCAACUCUGUUUGAAGGUAGUGCAGCUGGCAGAAGGAGAGCCAACAUUGCCGCUGGCUGUCACCACCAACGCCAAGACAAAGCUACCCAAACUGCUAUUACUUGAGGAUGACACACGAUUGGAGCGCAUUCGAUUCAUAGAGCCCAAGGACAAUGAUGUGAUGACUCUUCCGAGUAUAUUGCAGGCUCUAGUCUUGGCAAAAGUAAAACAAUUGAAACGUUCCCAGCCCAAGGAUCGUUUGGCUGAUGAGCAAUUGGAGCCGUAUACACAAACACUUCUAUAUCAAGAGCAUGGUCCAUUGCAAGUGCGUCAGGCUGCUUUGCUUUUGAAUUGCCACCAAGAGGCCAAUCAACGACGCACAGUGGAACGUAGCUGGAAACAGUGCGAGGAGUGCGUGAAAUUAUUAGAUGCCAAUGAAGAGCAACAUUCCCUGAGAUCGAGACUAUCGUAUGGAUUUGCUACCUUCUUGCAGCCUAAGUGGCAUGUGCAGCUGCAACUUGUGGAAUUGCUGCGCUCCUUGGGCAUGACCAAGAGUGCGCUAGAUAUUUGUUUGCAAAUACAAGCCUGGUCCGAAGUUAUAGACUGCUAUACGAGUCUAGAGUUGCGCCACAAAGCUGCUGAAAUCAUACGUCAAGAGUUGGAAAAGAAACCAACUGCUUUGCUCUAUUGCUUGCUGGGCGAUGCCAUUGAUGACCCACAGUGCUAUGAGCAGGCCUGGCAGCAUUCGAAGCAAACCUCGGGCAAGGCUCAGGCAUAUUGGGGUAAUUAUUUCUAUAGACGAGCCGAAUAUGCCCAGGCCAUGGAACACUAUGAAAUCUCUCUGGAGAUAAAUGUACUACAAGAGCCAAUACUUUUGCGUUGUGGUUACUCGGCCAUUCAGUUGGAGAAAUGGGAAUCAGCUGUAAAGUAUUAUCUAGCCUAUACGCAUUUGGAACCGAAUGGAUUCGAGUCGUGGAACAAUUUAGCGAAGGCUUUAAUCAAUUUGGGAGACAAGCAGCGGGCUUAUCGAGUCUUGGGAGAGUCUCUCAAAUGCAAUUAUAGCAACUGGAAGGUCUGGGAGAAUUAUAUGUUAGUUUCGGUGGAUACCUCACACUGGGAAGAUGCCAUGCGUUCGUAUCAACGUCUGAAUGAACUCAAGCAACAUUAUCUGGACCAGGAAGUUCUCACACGAAUCGUUUAUGGCAUUGCCAAACAGCUCCAGGACGAGAAGGAGGCGGGAGUGUCAUCAAGUCCUACGCUUUUGAAGCGAAUCGUUCAGCUUUUAGCUCAGCAGAGCAUACAGCAUGGCAAUGAACCUCUUAUUUGGGAACUAUCUGCGUUGGUAGCCGCUACGCCCCUGAAAAAGGCCGAGCGUUUGGUGAAAUCUUAUCGGGCCUAUACAGCCAAACAUUUGUCGUGGGAAACCAAAUCCGAACAUUCGCUAAAGGCUUUAAAUCUUUGCCUCGAGGUCACACAUCUCUCCCGUGCUGCCAUAGAAGAGCAUGUCGAGGAUGAGAGCGAGGUGAUGAUUACAUCGCAACUGAAUUCUGCAAGACUUGCUGCCACAUCAUGUCUGAGUGCCUUGAAGCGGGCUAUCAAUGUGGAGGUUACGACCGAACAGCAGGAUUUAGUGCAGCAAGUGGAAAAACAAAUCGCAGAACUCACCCAGGUGGUGCAGGAGCGUAUGAAGAGGACGUAACCUAAUCGGCAAAUCGAUUUCAAAUCACAUUUCUGGUCUGCCUCUCUCGCUCUCAUUGUGAUAAUGGACUGCUUUAUUUCAUGAUGAUGAUCAUCGCUAAGCGAACAAGGAGAACUUCAAAUAUUAUACAAAUUAUCAUCUGCACUGGAGUACCAUUCCAAAUGGCAAAACUUGAAAACUUCGCCUACUUGGCCAAGUUAAUAAGCCCCUUGCAAACUCUGCAUUUGGUAUAAAAUAAAAAAAUAAAACUCAAGUAACAAUA
Molecule: messenger RNA, 2737 nt
Organism: Drosophila willistoni
Lineage: Eukaryota; Metazoa; Arthropoda; Insecta; Diptera; Drosophilidae
Product: tetratricopeptide repeat protein 27
Exons: 5
Coding region: 76-2475 (799 amino acids)
Molecular function (GO): protein binding
Source: RefSeq, a predicted model, not a curated record